AUGAACGACAAGUGUGAGGCUAUCGACAAGGAAAUUUCUGGUUGCUUUGCGCGCAUGGAGGAACUCAAGAUUGAGAGACAGAUGAUUUCUGAGGGCUUCAGAAUUGAGAGAGCUGCUCGUAUGGAGGAUAUGGCCGCCCGCAAGGCUCUUCUGGAAAGACGGAACGAGCUCACUGCCGAGUUCAGCACGGGUAAGAGCAAGGCCUCCGCUCUGCGCAGCGAGCUGUCGCAGAUCCGCGAGCAGAUCAGCAACCUCCCUCACGUUCAGUCCGGCGAGCUGGAGGCGAAGAUUAUGGAGGCGGAGGAGAAGAUCGAGACGGAGUCGAUGUCGAUCAAGCAGGAGCGCGAGCUGAACACGAAGAUCAAGGGAUGGAGAGACCAGCUUCGUCAGGCGAAGACGGUGGAGCCGCUGCUGGCUCGCCGCAAGGUGGUGGAGGAGGAGCUGAAGCUGCUGCAGACGUCGAUGGACGAGCUGAAGGGCAAGCUGAACGCUGUGUACGAGAAGCUGGGCGCGAAGAAGGAGAAGAAGGAGGAGAAGAAGGAAGGCGAGGAGGAGAAGAAGGAGCGCGAAGACCCCUACCAGAAGAUCAACGACGAGUGGAAGGAGCUGCAGGCGAAGAUCGACGCGAAGCGCCAAGAGAAGCGUGAGGUUCGCAACGCGUACUUCGAGCAGAGACGCCAGUACAACGAGUUCUCCUCGAAGAACCGCCGCAUGCGCGUGGCGCGCUCGGUGCUGGAGCGCAAGCAGCGCGAGGCCGCGGAGCUGGAGCAGCAGCGCAAGGAGGAGGAGGAGAUGCUGAAGCGCCACCCGUUCGAGAAGGAAAUGGCGGUGUGCGACGACCUGCUGGUCUACCUGAAGGGCCUGCAGACCAAGACCACGGCGACGCCCGCCGCGGCGAAGCCGGCGUUCCAGGUGCCCGAGGGCAUGACGCUGCUGAAGCGCGAGGAGGAGGUGCUGUACGCGGAGGAGCCGAAGAAGAAGAAGAAGGACCGAAGAGAGCGCAAGCAGAAGAAGACCGCGUUCACUCACGAUCUCGGAACCCUGCAGUCCUUCGCCAUGGUCCAUCUCAAGGCCCCCGUCUCGGAGGAGGAAGUCCAGGCCACUGUGGAGCUGGUGAAGGCGCGGAAGGCGUUCUUUGAUGCUCUCCCGCGUGGAGCGGAUGUGGUUGCGGAAUUGGCCAAGCUGUAAGCCGUGUGGUUAAAUCGAAUGGAUUGUUCUAUAA
This is a messenger RNA of Blastocystis hominis, 1222 nucleotides long. RefSeq lists its product as hypothetical. Lineage: Eukaryota; Bigyra; Opalinata; Blastocystidae. The record is from RefSeq and is a predicted model, not a curated record. The transcript is spliced from 4 exons. Gene Ontology annotation, molecular function: mRNA binding. The coding region runs from base 1 to 1188 and encodes 395 amino acids. Gene Ontology annotation, cellular component: nuclear outer membrane-endoplasmic reticulum membrane network; ribonucleoprotein complex; endoplasmic reticulum. Gene Ontology annotation, biological process: intracellular mRNA localization.